GCGCCGCGCGGAAGGAGCGGAGUGUGUUCGCUGUCUGUUCCCAGGAAACUACUCUUUGUAUCAUUAUGGCCUCAGAUGACAUUGCACAGCUAGCUGAUGCUCUCUCCAAGACCCAUGUCGGGGAUGGAGAGUUGAGCUAUAAAGGCCUGGGACUGAAACUGGACAACGCAGAAUCAGUGGAGGAGUUGGUCCGUGAGAUAGAGCAGUACCAGGGUCUGAGAGCGUUGCGUCUGGAAGGGAACACUGUUGGCGUGGAGGCAGCCCAAGCCAUUGCCAAGGCUUUGGAGAGCAAAGACCUGCUCCAGAGAUGCUAUUGGAGCGACAUGUUUACGGGGAGGCUGCGCUCUGAAAUCCCAACAGCUCUGAGAUCCCUGGGCAGCGCAUUGAUGAGUGCUGGGGCCAGGCUGACUGAGUUAGACCUGAGUGAUAACGCCUUUGGGCCGGACGGUGUGAAGGGAAUUGAGCAGCUGCUGAAGAGCCCUUCCUGCCACACCUUGAGGGAGCUCAGGCUCAACAACUGUGGCAUGGGGAUCGGCGGAGGAAAGAUCUUGGCCGAAGCUCUGAUUGAGUGUCACAGACAGUCAUCAGCCCACGGAGCUCCACUCAGACUGAGAGUGUUCAUUGCAGGGAGGAACCGCCUGGAAAAUGAAGGAGCCAGUGCCCUGGCCAAGGCCUUUCAGCUGAUUGGCAGCCUGGAGGAAGUCCACAUGCCCCAGAAUGGUAUCAACCAUAAAGGUGUGAUGGCGUUAGCUUCAGCCAUGCGACACAACCCAGAGCUCCGCGUCCUCAACUUCAAUGACAACACUUUCACCAAGAAGGGAACACUGGCCAUGGCACAGGCUCUGAAGCAUCUGAGAAACAUCCAGGUGAUCAACUUUGGCGACUGUCUGGUCCGUUCUGAAGGAGCCAUCGCCCUCGCUGCAGUCUUGAGAGAGGGACUGCCGAUCCUCAAGGAGCUGAAUCUGUCGUUCGGUGAGAUCACGGAGGCAGCUGCGCUAGUGGUGGCUCAGGCUGUCAUGGACAAACCUCACAUGGAGAAAGUGGAUCUGAACGGUAACUGUCUGGGAGAGGAAGGCUGUGAGGCUUUGAGAGAUGCCAUGGAGAGCAUGGAUAAAGGAGACGUGCUGGCAUCACUCAGUGAUGAUGAGGGAGAACCUGAAGAUGAGGAAGACGACGAUGACAAUGAAAACGACGACGACGACAAUGAUGAUGAUGUGAGUGACGACUGUAAUGAAGACAAUGAAGAGGAUGGAGACAUUGUGAAGGAAAAUGGAGUGACAAGAAAAGAAGACAGUCCUGUGAAACUUCAGAGCCCAGCAGAGGUCAUGUCUUUCCUCAGCUGCCCCUCUGUUGAGAAGCUUCUUCAGCUGGGAGAGAUGAGGACAAACCUGUCGCAACAGGUUGAUGCGUCUGACCCAGACAAGGCGGCUGAAGUCCUUCUGAAAAUUGCUUCUUUGUACAGUGAGGAACCAGAGACCAAGACAGCAGUUCUAGAAACUAUUGAUGAUGUGUUCAAAAAGCUCCUCUCUGGUCCCGCCCUCCAGUCAUACUGCUUCCUCUCCACGCUGCUGGUCAUGAUGGGAGUCCUCAAGGGAGAGGGGAAGAUGAAGAAGGUGUUAUUGGUCCCAGGCCAGCUGCUGUGUUUGGAACACGCUGUCCAGCAGGACUACUUCCCCCAGCAUCAUGCCUCGCUGCUUCACACCUUCAUGUCCAAGAAUAGUGAAGCUUUCAAGUCCUGCGGUGCUGCCAGAGAGAGGCUGAGCUCUGCUCUGGAGAUGAGGUGCCACGACUAACGCUGAUCCCACUGAUCAGCCACUGCCAGUACCAACACUGGGACACACACACACACACACACACACACACACA
Messenger RNA from Seriola dumerili (greater amberjack), 1866 nucleotides. RefSeq names its product ran GTPase-activating protein 1-like (gene rangap1b). The record is from RefSeq and is a predicted model, not a curated record. The coding region runs from base 66 to 1793 and encodes 575 amino acids. The transcript has 16 exons. Gene Ontology annotation, molecular function: small GTPase binding; GTPase activator activity. NCBI's taxonomy places the organism in Eukaryota, Metazoa, Chordata, Actinopteri, Carangiformes, Carangidae. Gene Ontology annotation, cellular component: cytosol; nucleus; perinuclear region of cytoplasm. Gene Ontology annotation, biological process: signal transduction; nucleocytoplasmic transport; activation of GTPase activity.